Galendromus occidentalis (western predatory mite) is the source of this 2194-nucleotide messenger RNA. Its product is annotated as seven in absentia. The transcript is spliced from 6 exons. Gene Ontology annotation, cellular component: cytoplasm. Gene Ontology annotation, biological process: multicellular organism development; proteasome-mediated ubiquitin-dependent protein catabolic process. The coding region runs from base 558 to 1511 and encodes 317 amino acids. Gene Ontology annotation, molecular function: zinc ion binding; ubiquitin conjugating enzyme binding; ubiquitin protein ligase activity. NCBI's taxonomy places the organism in Eukaryota, Metazoa, Arthropoda, Arachnida, Mesostigmata, Phytoseiidae. The record is from RefSeq and is a predicted model, not a curated record.
CCAUUGCGUGAGCAUCGGAACUGGCGACAUUGCCCCCCGAGCCCGAAGAGGGUACUUUUCGAAUUCUGGCGCGCAACCUCUCUGCUGCUGACGGCCCUCAUGGCCGAAUCGAAGCAGCCGCAGCAGCAGCACCACCACCACCACUAAAUCGCACCCAUCCACACACGACUUAGACACAAAGGUUCGCCUCCGCUGUAAAUGCGGCUACUACUACUGCUCAUGUGUAUGUGCUCUCCUUCGUGGUGUUGUGCGAGAGUUUGCUGAUCGAUAAGCUGGUUGAUUGAAUCAUUCCGGACUAUCUAAAUGUGGUGAACGCACACGGAAUCAACGGGAGAAGUCCACAGGAGGCUGCUCCCUUGCCGACAUCGUCACAGUCCACUUUGUAUCUCCUAUCGCUUCCUGUCAUCAGUCGCUCUCUCGAGGAGCGAGGAAACUUUUGAUUUCGUUAAGUCAAAGACGAAAUCCGAGGCUGUGGGCAACUCGCCCGUAAUGUCGUCGUGUUAGUCCUUUGUCGAGCAGAGAACCUACUGAACGCCAAACUGGAUUCCCCGGAACAGAUGGAGCAUCCUCUUCCGCUCACCACCAGCGUACGGCCCAAGGUGGAGGGUCAGAGGUUCCCGCAAGUGGGAGCUGCGACCCCAACCAUCAACCAGAACCUCACGGCGAGUCCUUCAUCGACGUCCGCUUCGAACAACAACCCGUCGCCUCCGUGUGCUGGUCAGCUGAGCCUGAGUCAGGCCGGAUGCUCCUCAUCAAGCACUCAUCUGGCGUCUCUUUUCGAAUGUCCCGUAUGCUUCGAUUACGUUCUUCCACCUAUAUUACAAUGUCAAAAUGGUCAUCUCGUGUGUUGUGCCUGCCGAGAGAAACUCUCAUGCUGUCCGACCUGCCGUGCUCCCAUUGGGAAUAUCCGAAACCUAGCCAUGGAGAAGGUGGCUGCCAGUGUUCAUUUCCCGUGCAAAUAUUCCUCCAAUGGCUGUAUGCAACUGCUGAAUCAUUCUGAUAAGAUCAACCAUGAAGAAGGUUGUGAGUUCCGGCCAUACUCUUGUCCCUGUCCGGGAGCUUCCUGCAAGUGGUUAGGCUCGCUAGACAUGGUGAUGACUCACCUCACCCAUUCACACAAAUCGAUCACAACCUUGCAAGGUGAAGACAUCGUUUUCUUGGCGACCGAUAUAAACCUACCGGGCGCGGUAGACUGGGUGAUGAUGCAAUCCUGUUUCGGGCACCAUUUCAUGCUUGUCCUUGAGAAGCAAGAGAAAUAUGAUGGAUAUCAGCAAUUCUUCGCAAUAGUUCAAAUAAUUGGAUCGCGGAAUCAAGCAGCGAACUUCGUGUACAGGCUCGAGCUAAAUGGCAACAAGCGACGCUUGAGUUGGGAAGCUACCCCACGAUCCAUACACGAAGGUGUACAGGCCGCGAUCAUGAGCAGCAAUUGCCUGGUGUUCGACACGGCGGUGGCGAAAUUCUUCGCUGACAACGGCAACCUAGGUAUCAAUGUGACGAUCAGUCUUAAUUGAGGGAACACCAUGUUCGUUGGCGAAGAAUCGCAUGUACAGCUUCCGACUGCUCGCUCCGUCAAUGAUUUGAGAGACGAUCGACGAGAGAACCUCACCGGUAUAGGAGCGACGAGCUAUCAGAUCGCUUUAAGCAUUCCAUUGGAAGCUGCUAAUCUAUUCCAGAGUCAAUUUUGAACCCCGCAAAUGUUCCCACAUCCGUCGGCAGCGACGGGCAGUCUCCAUUUUUGUACAGGCGACUUUCAGCUCCUCCAGGAAAGUUCUCAAAAAAUCCGAAGGAUGAAUUUUCCUCGGUUCUCCGUGGCUCGUCGGCGCACCCUUUGUACGUAUUUCUGAGGCAAGAAACUUCGUGUGCUUUUUUGAGCAGAAGUUCCCCUCGCGUAUAAGCGAGCGUUACGCCGCUCCCGCCAAGCGAGACAUACCGCCGCUCGAUAAGCGCCCGAGGCGAUUCAUGUCUGGUGGAAUCUCUGUGAUGUGCGUGCUAUGAAAAUAUGGAGUGAGCGUCAAGAAAAUGAGACGGGUGAGAAGAUCCCAGUAGUUGUAUAUUGUGUAAGCUAUCCAUCCCAAUACUGUAGAGGCCCAAGAAGAUGUCAAGCGUACGAGAGAGGCGAAUCGAGCCACUAGAUAUGCCUGGCUCGGGUAGAGGCAUAGUACCAAUCGACUCCGUGUACAAAUAAACAAAACUG